GUCUGUCCUUCAGAUUUUUCGCUUAAUUAAAUGUGACCUUGUGUCCAGUGUUCCCAUCAGAAUGUGAAUUCGGCUGAGUUGCUCAGCAAUAUCUUAGAGUUUUGUUAGUUGUUUAAGUAGGAAACCUAACAGAAGAUAGUACCACGAGUAUUUUCACACGUGGUUCGCAAUCUUUCAUGAUGCUGUCAGCAAACAUUUCACAGUUAUCAACAAUUUGUUGUGUCAAUGAUGUAAGAAAUAUCCUGCAGAUGUUAGGUUUACCACUACCAGUUGAACUACAGAUGUUGAUGAUGCCUAGGAUUCUGCGUAAUCCCGCCAACCAGAUUCGUUACUCAGAUGUUAUUUUAUAUGCAGCUUGUGCACUGGAUUCUGCAACGGUGACUUCUUUCGAGGCGAGUUCCGGACUAAUCAGAUAUGACUUUUUUCUUGGAGGGGCUUGUAAUCCCACUACUUGGAGGAAAGAAGUGGCUAUUCCGAUUCUCGACCGUCUUGGUCUCACAUAUUAUAAUCCGCAGGUAGAUGACUGGUCGCCUGAACUCAUGGAACUGGAAAGGAAGGCAAAAUCAGUGUCGGACAUACUAUUGUUUGUUUUUGAGAACUGGAGAACAAGAGGAUUGGUCAGUCUUUUGGAAGCUACAUACCUUGCUUCUCAAAAAAAGCCGCUAGUUUUAUGUGUAUCUAAAGUGGAAUGCACCGAUUUUCCUUCAGCAGCUGGUGAAAAUAUUUCCAAAUUGGAAUAUCACUUCUUAGAAGAGGCUAUGAAUUGUUUUAUUCAAUUGAUUAAGCGUCUCAAGAUACCAUGUUUUUCAGAAGUCGAAACUGCUGUAAAUUAUGCGGUAUAUAAUAGUCAUUUAAGGCUUAAAUUUGCGGAAACCAUAACAAAUAAGGACAAGGAAUUAAUGAAUAAAAUACUAUUUAUAUCUAACGUAUUUCACGAAAUAAUCCGACGAGCUCCCAAGUCAGCUGAGAGUCAGAUCGUGUAUGAGCAAGUUCGUCAAGGAUUCAAGUCAUUAAAUGUUGAUCUAACCAGUGAUAGGAGUUUUAUUACUUAUUGGGAUAAGGUUAGUCGUUUUGACUUAUUAUCUUCAUUGUAUGCUGAGCAUAUACUGAAACAAAGCUCUCCAUCAUUAUUGGUUAUCUUAAAAAAAUAUCUUUCCAUUAAACUGCUGAGUAAUCGGGAUAAAUGUGAAUGCCUUGUAGGCGAACAAUUGGUGAAUUUAUUUGAAGGAACUCAGUCGUAUUCUGAAUUAAUGGAAUCUCCACUAAGCAAACAACCACUUGAUUCUUCAGCACAGCUCAAUUCCUGUUUGAUUAAUUCCAAUAUUCAAACGUUAUCUACAUCUUGUUGUUCAUCAUUACCAUUAUCAAAAUUAAAUAAUUCUAUGCAUUUGAACAAUAUUCAACCUUCUAAAAAUGUAACAUUUGAUAUUUAUAUUGCUGGAAUAUUGAAUGAGAAUAAAUUCAGUCAAUAUUUACUAGAUAAUAUUAUUUUACCUAAAUUAAUUCAUUCAAAUUUAUCAUAUUACCAAGCUAUACAAAAUAAUUUUCAUGAAUUAUUUAAAAGUAAUAAGAAUUUGUCAACAUUUUGUGAAGAUUUAGAAAUUAAACAGUUAGAAAUUCGUAAAAAUUGUCGAAUUUUAUUGUAUAUAAUUGAUAAUAGUUCUUUUCAUUUAAUUACUAUAAUGGAGGCAGCCUAUUCUAUAGGAUGUCAUUUACCUGUAGUUCUUUUCAUACAAAUGUUUAAUUCUUCUAAUGAAACAGACGUUAAUAGUUGUAAUAUUUCUCAUGAGAAAUAUGAACCUAAUUCAAUUCAACAAUUAAUAUACAAUGAAUGUAAAGUACAACAAUUUUCUGUAAGUUCCAUUUUUGUCAAUAAAAAAAGAUUUUAUUUCAUCUAUUUUCUAUUUUAGAUUAAUAAUUUUGUUAAUAUUAACAUGAAAAAGAAUACUCAUAGCAGUGAUGUUUCCAGUGAUUUCACUGGAACAAUUUCUUCUCUUUCUAAUGAACAAUUAUCAAUGAAGUCUAAUUCUUUAGAAUAUGGCAUUGUAAUUGAUUCACAUCAUUCUGUUCAACAUUCUACCAAUAAUUUUGAUUGUUUAACGGAUAACAAUAAAUCUAUCAAUUCAAAACUACAUGAUAAUAAUAAUAAUAAUAUUUCUAUGAAAUCACUUUCACAACAAGCCAUUAAGGAUUAUAAUCGUGUACGUAUGUAUUUAAUUGAUUUAGCUCAAGAAUUAAAUAUCCCUGUUGCAUACGAUAUUGAAACAGCUCUUAAUUUGUGCAUCUUUAAACUAAAAACACAAGUUUAAAUUCCUAUGUAGGCAGGAGAAAAAACAACAAACAGUUAUACAUAUUGACCAUUCCAUGUCUCGCCUACGGUGAAUAUCUUUUUGAUUAUUAUUUCUACCUCCACAAAUGUUAUUACUUCUGUUAUUUUGAUCAUUCGAUCAGUUGUAUUCUACUUUGUUCUGUACAUGUUAUCUAAGUUAGCAAAAAAAAGAGAGUAAAAUAGAAUUGGAGUACUUUUCAAAGUAAUUAGCAAAAUGUUUAAGCCUGUUAAUGCUUGAAUUAAAUUUACCUGACUGAAUUUAUUUAUAGUUUUCUUGUAAUGUGACUAUGAUUAUUUCGUUUUAUAUUUAUAGAAACUAAACUAUGUGAUUUUGUUUUACAUUCUUAACAUCACAAUUCUAUUCUUUGUUUUCACUUAUGUACAUAUCCAUGUAAUUACAAUAAUCACUUUACAUUUCUUUAUAUAAUUUUACUUUCUUUUAAAUGUUUGUGUUAUUGUUUACAUGCUAUACACUAGUUGUAUUUAAUUUGUGUGUUUUUCUAAGUUGUUGCUCAUAUUUAUUUAUGAUUUUAACAAGUAAUUAUUAUUUGUUGUUUACUGUUCAUUUAAUUUAUUUCAUCAUAGUUACGGGGUAAAUUGAUUCUAGAAAAAAAGUGAUUAUCAUUAACAGGGUCUAAAUAUUGAUAUUCUUAAACGUUUAUUUCUAU
Molecule: messenger RNA, 2997 nt
Organism: Schistosoma margrebowiei
Lineage: Eukaryota; Metazoa; Platyhelminthes; Trematoda; Strigeidida; Schistosomatidae
Source: the annotation of a GenBank genome assembly